UAGAACUACAAUGCCAAGAACUUUUAUUGGUCUACCUAAAAUGAAAAAAGAAGAGGAGGAGAAAGCAUUUGAUCGAAAUUUUAAAUCUGUCAAUGAUAUUCAAAUAAACGAAAUCCCAGAUCAAACUACCAAAAAAAGACAUUUAAGCAAUACUGUAUUGAAAUCUAUCAACAAUGGCAAUUAUAACGAACAAAUUAACCUUGCCUCAAUCUCCAAAGAACAUAAAUGA
Racocetra persica is the source of this 229-nucleotide messenger RNA. The record is from the annotation of a GenBank genome assembly. NCBI's taxonomy places the organism in Eukaryota, Fungi, Glomeromycota, Glomeromycetes, Diversisporales, Gigasporaceae.